AUGUUCACCAAAAGCAGGAGAUGUUUGGCAAAAUGGAACAUGGUAUCCGAUAACUUGGAACCCAUUCCUCUGUUGGAUAUCUAUAUUUACUUUGUACAAAACUAUCAAAAUGUUCUCAUAAAACAACUGACUGGCAUAAAAACUUCAAAAGGAAGUGUUCCGGUUUUGAUUGAUGAUACUUGGAGAUUAGAUACAUCAGCUAAAACGUACGACAGUUUGGUUUAUCUCGUACCAACAGGUUUAAGUCCUGAAAAAGAAUUCAACAAUAUGUAUUCUGAUUACCCUCCUCCGAUACACAAUCUAGUAGCGCGUAUGUUGUUUACAAAAUUUUGA
Mucor mucedo is the source of this 333-nucleotide messenger RNA. RefSeq lists its product as uncharacterized. Bases 1 to 333 code for a protein of 110 amino acids. NCBI's taxonomy places the organism in Eukaryota, Fungi, Mucoromycota, Mucoromycetes, Mucorales, Mucoraceae. The transcript has 2 exons. The record is from RefSeq and is a predicted model, not a curated record.